AUGGACGCUCCAUCAACACCCGCAACCGCCGACUUCUCCUCGACGCCCCCGAAACGCACCAAGAUCGUCCUUCUUGGCGACCAGAGCGUCGGGAAGACCAGUCUCAUCACCAGAUUCAUGUACGAUACGUUUGACAACACCUACCAGGCCACCAUCGGUAUUGACUUCCUGAGCAAGACUAUGUACCUGGAGGACCGGACGGUGCGGUUACAAUUGUGGGACACUGCCGGACAGGAGCGCUUCCGUUCACUAAUACCAUCGUACAUCCGAGAUUCGUCCGUAGCUAUAGUCGUGUAUGAUAUCACUAAUCGACAAUCCUUCCUUUCAACGUCAAAAUGGAUAGACGACGUUCGGUCAGAACGGGGGAACGAUGUCAUUAUUGUACUCGUCGGCAACAAGGCCGAUCUGUCGGAGAAACGCCAAGUCACUGUAGAAGAGGCAACUGCAAAAUCCACACAAAUGAACAUCAUGUUCAUGGAAACGUCAGCGAAAGCUGGACACAAUGUAAAGAGCUUGUUCAAGAAGAUUGCUCUAUCAUUACCUGGGAUGGAGAAAGAAGGCCAAGCAGAUGCUCAGAAUACAAAAAUCGAUGUUACGACACAGCAGGCUGCCGCCGUACCAGAGGCAUCACAGUGCAAUUGCUGA
Messenger RNA from Suillus plorans, 645 nucleotides. Its product is annotated as GTP binding protein. The transcript has 6 exons. The record is from RefSeq and is a predicted model, not a curated record. Lineage: Eukaryota; Fungi; Basidiomycota; Agaricomycetes; Boletales; Suillaceae. The coding region runs from base 1 to 645 and encodes 214 amino acids. Gene Ontology annotation, molecular function: GTP binding; GTPase activity.